Messenger RNA from Alosa alosa (allis shad), 922 nucleotides. It is a transcript of the gene drc12, whose product is annotated as coiled-coil domain containing 153. Bases 163 to 756 code for a protein of 197 amino acids. NCBI's taxonomy places the organism in Eukaryota, Metazoa, Chordata, Actinopteri, Clupeiformes, Clupeidae. The transcript has 6 exons. The record is from RefSeq and is a predicted model, not a curated record.
AACAAGACAACAGUGACUUGGCGCUCUCCCAUUGCUGUGUACAGCUUUAGUGUCAGGCAAAACAGCCCUGUUCGACAACUGAUUGGUUGUCUCCCUACUUGGUGGAGUGAGUGAGCUGACUAGCCUGCCCCCAUUGUGCUGAACAUUCCUCAGUUUACCAGCAUGCCACCAAAAAAGAAGGGGAAAGAGAAGACCAAGAAGAAACAGAACAAUGAAGGAAAUGAGAUGGAGGAGAAGUAUAGGCGGAGUCUUCUGGAUGUGUCUGUUCUUAAGGAACACCUUGCCUUAAGGACAGAUGUGGCUCUGCAGGCACACUCCUCCAGGGAGGAGCUGAGGAGGCGACUGAGGCAGCUGGAGAGGGAUCUCUCUCGGGAGAGAACAGACAAGAGGGAUAUCACAGCAGAUCUUAACCGCCGGCACAGAAUAAUGCAGACGGAUAUGGAGGCCAAAAUUAGUCAACUGGAGAUCAAGGUUAUCACUCUUCAGCAGCAACUGGCGCAGUGUCGUGGGGAACUGCGAGACGAGAGGGAAGCUCACAUACGGUUGAAAGAAGAAAAAGAGGCCAUUAUCAGUGACCUGCAAAGCAAGCUGGACAACAUGGAGGCCGAAUACGAGAAAAUCUUACAUGGAAGCCUGGAUGGUCUCCUGACUCACCUGAUGGAGGUACGAGGUUCAUGGGAGGAGGAGAGUGCCCACAUCCAUCAGGAGUUCAAGGAUAUCCUCAAGGACUUUGGGCUGAAUCCACUUCAGGUCUAAAAAGGCUAGAUGCAGUGUUGUAGUCAAAAAUAGCUUUUCCUUCCCCAUAUUUUCAUGCAGGAACAUUUCAGUGUAAUAUUACAACUCAGAUGGUGGGCUGUUUUUGACCGACGCAAUAAUUAUUUUAGAAUUUCAGAAAGAAAUAUAAUAAACACGUUUCAUUUUU